AUGCCAAAGAAACGCAUUUUAGGAAAACGGUUUGUCAAGCAUGGAAGUGCGAAAACUAAUGAAGAACGUCCUACAAAAUUAAAAGUUGGCGAAAUGUACUUUGUUCCUCUCUCCAAAGUUUUAAGGAAUUUUUCAAAAAAUCCAACGUACGCUGAUAUUUUAGACAAUCAUACUUCCAAGCCAGGCAUACUUGCAUCAUUUCGGGACGGAUCAAAGUAUGAAACUCAAAUAUGGAGACAAGAUAAUUCUCACCACAAUAUUUUACUCUAUAUGGAUGAUGUAGAUAUGUGUGACGGUUUAGGAUCGAAGGCUGCUGGAAAUCAAAAGUUUUUAAUGAUUUAUGCUACCACUCUUCAAGUACACCCUAUGUACCGAUCUUCACUACGUCACAUCCAUUUAGUCGGAAUUGUAAGAUCGAAAUAUGUCAAACUAUAUGACAUAAAUUGUGUGUUGAAGUGUAUUGUCAAAGAUUUUAAAAAAAUCGAGAAUGGCAUUAAUUAUUCAGAUGGGACACUUAUCAGAGGUUCAAUUUUAGCCAGUAUUGGAGAUAACCUUUCACAAAAUUGUGCCUGCGGUGUGAAAGAAUCAUUUGGUAAAACUAGGCAUCAGUGUCGAACUUGUCUUGCUAGUCUAAAAGAAAUGCAUAAAAUGGUCGAGGAAGAUGAGAAUUUGUUACGCAAUGAAAUAGAUCACAACCAACAAGUUGAAAAUAUAGAAAAUGCAGUUGGCCAGGAAAAGGAAAAAUUGAUGACAGAAUACGGAAUUAAUAGAAGAAGUAUUUUAAAUGAAUUGUUGGGAUUUCAUGUAACUGAAGGUGCACCCCCUGACCUAAUUCAUGACCUAAUUCUAGGUGUAAUACCUAAAACAAUACAAUACUUGUGCCAAAAAGUUAUAUUAAAUAAAAUUUCAGUUGCGGAUCUAAAUAAGCGAAUAGCUUCCUUUGAUUUUGGUUACACCGAAGUGGACAAGCGUCCACCUCCACUAAAGGCCACACACCUCAUUCCAGGUGCAGGUUUAAAAUUAUCAGCUGUAGAAAUUUGGACACUGGCGUAUAUAUUGUUAUUUGUAAUUCAGGACCUCGUCGAGAUAAAUUGUUCUUACUUCGAAAAUUACUUAACUCUGCUGCAAAUAUCGUGUAUUGUGUUCGGAUUUGAAAUUGGCCGCGGAAUGAUAGACACAUUGGGUGAUUUAAUAACGGAAUAUUUACAAGGAUUCACCGAUCUAUAUGGUGCCGACACUUUAAUCCCUAAACAACAUUUUAUGAUACACUAUCCAAAAAUAAUUUUGUAUUUUGGCCCGCUCUGCACAUUUAUGUGCUUACGUCCGGAAGCAAAACAUCAAGUUUUUAAAAGAAUUACGCAAGGAAUGAGAAACUAUAAAAAUUUGCCUCAAACGUUAUCAGUUAGAUAUCAACAAAGGCAAGCGUUAGAGUUACUACAACCUUUUACAAAUGAAGUUCAAUUCGGCCGCCAAAAAUUAAUAUUAAAUUAUGAGUUACCGUUUACUCAUUUACUUCUACCAGGAGAACUGCUUUGCACAACAUCAUGGGUAAUCGUUAACGGAAAUAAAUAUGUUCCAAGGAAAUGUCUUUUGCCUAUUGGUUACUCCGAUGACAACCUUCCUCAAUUUGCAGCAUUGGAAAUAAUCCUUAAAUACAACGAUGGACCCGUUUUUAUUUGUAAAACAGUGGAAACUGCUUCUCUCAAUAUGAAAUUAAUGGCUUAUGAAGUCUCUGUUCAAAAAGAGUUUCAAAUUUACAGACCUCAUAAUUUUAAAAUUCACCAAGCAUUUCAUUGUCACAAAUUUGAAAACAAAUCUUUUGUAAUUGUAAAACGAUGUUUCGGAGACAUGUUCUAG
Leptopilina heterotoma is the source of this 1857-nucleotide messenger RNA. RefSeq lists its product as uncharacterized. The coding region runs from base 1 to 1857 and encodes 618 amino acids. The record is from RefSeq and is a predicted model, not a curated record. The transcript has a single exon. Lineage: Eukaryota; Metazoa; Arthropoda; Insecta; Hymenoptera; Figitidae.